Molecule: messenger RNA, 1512 nt
Organism: Penicillium nucicola
Lineage: Eukaryota; Fungi; Ascomycota; Eurotiomycetes; Eurotiales; Aspergillaceae
Exons: 5
Coding region: 1-1512 (503 amino acids)
Biological process (GO): transmembrane transport
Cellular component (GO): membrane
Molecular function (GO): transmembrane transporter activity
Source: RefSeq, a predicted model, not a curated record
AUGACUCCCAUGGCUGCCCACGAGACAGAGCCGCUAUUGACGGAUCCCACCAUCUCGCCAAUCCCCAAGUCCAAGAAGCUUCUGGUGCUGAUCGUGUGCGCUGUCUUCCUGUUGUCUGCGGAAUUCGGAUUCUUUAUGUCGACCGCACCACAGACAGCGGUCUUUGAGGAUAUCAUCUGUCGCAACUAUCAGACUGGGCUGAACGGCGCCCAAAAUGGAACUCUGCCAGAUCUGAAUCCUUGCAAAUCAGAAGCUGUGCAGGGAGAGCUGGCAAUUAUCACGGGCUACAAGGAUACGUUUGAUACUAUUCCCAGUAUUGUGCUGUCGCUUCCAUAUGGCAUUCUAGCCGAUCACUGGGGGAGACGACCAGUUCUCUAUCUCAGCAUGCUGGGUAUCAUUCUUAGUGAAGUUUGGAUUAGAAUUGUUUGCUUAUGGUCUACCGUGAUUCCCCUGAGGAUGGUCUGGCUAUCGUCGGUCUUCAGGAUCAUUGGCGGUGGUGAUUCUGUACUGACAGCCAUUGCUUUGGUCAUUGUAGCUGAUGUCUUCUCUGAGGAUGAAAGAUCAACCGCCCUCUUUCGCCUCCAAUCCUGCGUUCUCCUCGCAGAGAUCCUGGCGACCCCAUUGAGCGCCUACAUGAUGACCUAUGGGCCAAUGUUCCCUUAUCUCAUCAGUAUUUGCCUCAUUCUUGUCGGAUCCAUCCCGGCUUUGUUCCUCCCCGAGACUCUCGAGGACGCAAAGGCGAAGCAGUCAUUGCACACCAACCCGGAGCAGCACGAUGGAAAUGACAAUGAGCAGCCAGAACGAGGAGUCAACAAGUCCCUCUUGGAAGAAUUGAAGCGACAAGGUCGCGAAUUCCAAGUCUCGACUCGAUUCAUAUGGACGGACUCCAAUGUAUGCAUCAUGAUCCUCGUGUUUUUUGUCACGAUCAUGACCCGACAAUCGACAAACCUGCUUCUGCAGUAUGUGUCAAAGAAAUUCGACUGGAGCAUUGCUCGCUCCAGUCUGCUCAUCUCGCUGCGUGGAAUCUUUUCCAUGGUCACCUUCAUGGUCUUCAUGCCAGUUCUGUCCUUCCUUGCUGCUAAAUACUUUAACCUCCACGGCAAACAAAGCGACCAUGUCAUGAGCAAAGGCAGUGGAAUCCUUUCUGUGAUCGGGUUUGUCGCUAUCGCCCUCGCCCCGACACCCGCUAUCCUCAUCUUCGGCCAGAUCAUCUUGUCGAUGGGCAUGGCGUUUAUGGUGAAUACUCGCAGUCUUGCCACUGCGCUUGUACUCCCCGAUCAUGUUGGUACCUUGUACUCGGCCCUAGCCAUCACACAAUCUGCAGGUAUGCUUGUCGCAGGUCCGUUAUUUGCCAAUCUUUUCCGGUUAGGUUUGCACCUCGGCAACGCUUGGUUAGGGCUUCCCUUCUUACAAGCGUCUCUCUUUUUCGUUAUUGCUGUGGUGGCUGUUUGGCACAUUCGACUUGGACCAUCUCGGGUUAGUGACGAGGAGCAGGAAUCCUCUCUUGAGUAG